Messenger RNA from Coffea arabica (coffee), 1455 nucleotides. The record is from RefSeq and is a predicted model, not a curated record. NCBI's taxonomy places the organism in Eukaryota, Viridiplantae, Streptophyta, Magnoliopsida, Gentianales, Rubiaceae.
UAGAGGAGGGCAGUGAAAUUGUAGAAGAAACCUCCAUGAAAUUAUCCCUAGGGUUUCGCUGCUCAACACAAAGCAAUUCUCUUGGUGGGUUAAAGCAAUGGAAGGGCUGAAGUUGGCUGCCGCCAAAUUGGUAGUCUAUCUACAUCCAUCCAAGGCCAAAAAUGUUGCCGAUGCUAUUCAUGGUGAAAUCAGCUCUCUACUUUUCAAGUUCAAUGAAACUUUUGAUGGUGUUUUAUUGGCAUAUGACACGGACUUCCCAAGUAAUUUGGCUAAGAUUUUGCCGGGAGUUCAUCCUUAUUUUGGAGUGCGGCUAGAAACAAAACUGCUGCUUUUUCAUCCAAAACCAGACAUGGUUUUAGAGGGAGAGGUAGUUAGACUUAGCGAACAGUCCAUUCAUGUUGUUAUUCUUGGUUUUUCUGCCGCUGCUAUAAUGGCCGAAGAUAUUCGUGAGGAAUUUAAGUUCAAAGCUAAACCUGGCAAAGAAGUCUUUCGGAGUACAAUUCACAAGAAACACAGGAUCAAAAUUGGAACUAUUAUACGCUUUGUAGUUAAAAGCUUCGAUGAAGAAAUACUGCACGUAUCUGGCUCAUUGCUUCCUGCUCACACAGGAUGUGUUAAAUGGUUGGAAAGACACUUGGAGGAAUGGUCACAAUCUGACAGUACAAUUAAAAAGAGGAGAGCAAACGAGCAAAACAGAGAAAUUUCAGAGCCUGAUAAAGCCGCAAAUGAUGGGGAAACAUUUGCUGUAAACACUGAAAGUCCUAAUAAGAAGUCUAAGAGAAGGAAAAAAGAGAAUUCAUGAAAAUUUCCGUGGAGUCGAUGUGCAAACAUUUUGCAGGUUCCACGCUUGGUAAUUGUUAGUUGUGAAAAUUGAAAAAUCGAAUAACAUUCUUCUCUGUAUUGUUGGCUUGCCAUCUUGUCAGCUUUUCAAGUCACCCUCUUGAAGUGAUUUUUCUUUAUGCUCUUAUUUUGCAUACUAUCUUGAUUUGGUGCUUCUGCCAAUUGUUUCAUGUUUUCUUUUCUUGGUUUAGAUGAACUAAUGUUCAUUGUAUUCGGAUUUUGUGUGCCAUCCAUUGUGUAGGUAAUACCAGCAUUUUCUAAAAGCGGUUUAGUUUUUUCCUUUGAGCAUCACGGGCCUAUAAUAGUUCAUUAUUGAAGUGAAGAAUAUGAAAGUUUUGAAGGCAAUGCAAUUUAAAGCUGCAAGUCUACUGGUGAUGUUGUCAUGGAUGCUGAUUAUACCUAGUCAUUCUCUGUUCACGUUGUAAAUCUCCAGCUGUGGAGGCAAAUGCUUCCUUAUUUCUCAAAGGUGUAAUUGUCCCGGGCAUGAGAAAUUUCCCUUUAUUUUCUUUUUCCCUUUCCAGGAUGAUUGCUUACCGCAAAAAGGUCGAGUUGUAAUACUAUUGGACGAUUUGUAUCUAUAUGGCUUUUAGAUUUCAGUUAUUUUGCACCACUAAA